GCCUCCUAUCCCUACCUACACACACUCUUUCUCCCUCUCUCUUUACUACUCCUUACACCGUCUGGCCCUGCUUAUGGUUGGUUUUCUCCGCUUGGUGGCAUGGAAUCUCAGGACGGAAUUUCCGUCCGGCCUAUGAGGCUGAAGGUCCUCUACACUUUCGAUGAUGCCAACAAGACGAACUGCCUGGCCCGGUGGCCCCAUCUCCUCGAUAUCCAGUCUGCGGCCCUGGACGAGAAAACACAAAUCGGUGUGAUCGAGCUAAAAACCUGCAUUCAAGCCAUUGUCUCGGCAAGCCCGGAACUAGUCGCCCACCUCGGACAGGAUUAUACCGUGUACGCCUACGACUACUCGGAAUAUGAGACGCCCCUCGUCGGGCAGGGAAUGCUGUCAUGGGUUCUGGCAUCCGCUUCUCCGACCCCCAAUGCCCCGGCACAUCAAUCCCACACCAUGGUCACCGGUCGGGUGUGCAAGAACGUCCUAGGUUUAUUUUCGAAGGGUGCUCAGGAGACACUGGAGGUCAAAUUGCGGCUGGUGCCCGUUCCCACGGUUAUGCAAAGCGAGUACCUGGAUAGCAUGCAGCGAUACCGGGAAUUGAGCAACGUCAUCCCUCAUGAAUUCGACGCCCAGUCCUGGACGAAUUUUCUGCGCCAAAACCCAGGUUUGCUGGCCCCCCGCCAUCAGCACCAACAACAGCAACCGGACCGGACCGUAUCGCCGAUGGACCACGCCGGAAUCGAACGGUUCCACCGGUUACUGAGUGAGGGGUCGACGCCAAGAGAGCUGCCCUCCAUUGCGCAGAACGGGUCGAUCCGAUCGGUGUCACCCACGCAGUCGGUUCUUGGCCCUACAAGCAGGAUAUCCACGCCAGGUCACCAGCAAGAACAACCACAACAGCUGCACCAACAACAGGAAAGGGUGCACACCGAUUUGAUUCGCCCUUCGUCUAGCGCUUCCAUGCGCGACUCGGACCUCCCCGCCCACGUCAGAUAUGCAAGCCGCCGGGGGUCAAUCCAGUCGGGAUAUGGAAGUGGUGACGAGUCUUCUGAUCAACCCCGGAAAAGAGCCAAGCUGUACCGCGCGGAUUGGCCUGGAAAGUCGGACCUCAACAUUGAACGGCAGCCCAGCUCCCUGCGUGUGGCCGCAAGCACCGCCGCAUCUGUCCGUAUUCAUCGCCCCACGCCAAUCAACCCUUCUAUUGCUGCCGCCCAGAGUUCGAAUGAAGAGCCUGUUCGGCCCCCAACUCCUAUUUCCAACUCGAACGACCUUCCUCGCAGAGCACGACCCCCACCCAGCCUCUUGCGUGAGUCUUCGGUCCACAGCAAUGCUCAGUACAUGUCACCUUAUACCAUGAGCGAUGAUCAUCCAUGUGAAAACCAGUCGCCAGAGGAGUCCCGGUAUCAGGGUCUCUUUGAACCCUCGUUCAGUAUGCCGUCCUCGCCCCCCGUUCUGGAUUGUGCGUUUCCGACCCGGUCCAGCCCAGUUCUCCCACCUAUGGCCAACGAUCCGGACUCUGGCUUCAUGAGCGGAGGCAUGGAUGAUCUCCUGGAUGAGGAAGUUGGCACCCCCUUGGAUGAGUGCACAAGAUCGGUCAUCAAUGACAACAGAGGCAAGAGAGGCGCGCGUCCCGCUGUACAAGCUAGCUCCCCUGUUGGUGCCCCAAUCAACCUCGAUAACUUCCCGGCCAGCGAUGCCCUACCGGACCAGUCAGGGAAAGAGAAAGUACCUGCGCCCCCUCGCGCUCCGGCCAGUGCUGCGGGCUCCAGGCCGUCCUCCCGCGCCGGUAUCCGACAGGUUCCCAAGCCCUUGGCCCCUGCUCCCAUGUCGCAGAGCGAGCUGGAACAACUCAUGAGUGCGAUCCCUGCGAGCGACCCGGUGAUGCCCUCCCAUGUGCACGUACAGACUGCUCAGUCUUGGACCGGCCCGAUGAGCGACUUCUCUGCCGCCGAAACUCCUGCCCCGCAACCCCCCAUUGAGGACGGCAAGGUCCGGAGUGGCACUGGUGCCAGACGGCUGAAACAAGUUCAGGCGCGUCUGGACAGGUGCAUCCAAAAUGGCCAGGUUCCUCCUUACUGCGAGAACUGUGGUGCCAUCGAGACCCCUACUUGGCGCAGAGCCUGGUCCAAGGAGAUCGUGGGCAACGAAGAUGAGGCCAACGAGCUCGUCAAGGACUCAAACAUGUUGUUCUGGCAGGCUGUUGAUCGCGAUGAUCAAGAAAAGGUCAUCAAGUUCAAGGUCUACAAGAAGAGCCUAGUGGACACUGACAAGGACUUUUCCCAAGUCCUUCUUUGCAACCCUUGUGGUCUGUGGCUUCACAAGUUCAAAUGCAUGCGGCCGGAAAACAAGUGGAACAAAGGCGCCAACAACAAGCGAAAGCGCCCUCCCAGGAACCGCAAGGCAGGCGGCCCGCUCUCCAGCACCAACCCCUCGGCGAGAAACCGCGCCAGAGCCGAUUCGAGCAAACCCGAAGGGUCCUCUCCCGGCGUAUCCGAUGCCUCCUCGCCCGCAGUCGAAGAGGGACCAACCCCCCGCGGAGAAAACGAAACCGAGGGCAACGAGAACAGCGCGCAGGACAAUGACGAAGUCCAAGAGCUUCCCGCCAAACGCCGUCGUGCCAACAGUCUGGAGCCGCGGAAGUCAUCCGAUGCAGCAGGUAGCCGCUGGCAGGAGCAAGAUCCGGUUGCAGCGCUCCGGGCGGCCAUCCAGUCUAGUCCAGCUAGAAAUCUUGAACACCGCCACGCUCCAGCUGCGGGUGAGAAUGCUCUGACUCCCAAGUCUGUGAGACGAGUGCUUUUUCCUAAUUCGCACAAUGAGGGCGGGCCUUUGCGGGCAUUAGGUGACGCAAACAUGAACAGUCCUCGCAGAAGCCCCCGUGCCUCGCGUGGAUCGGACAAGCAAGCCGAAGACAAAGAGAACCAGACCUCUGCAGAUAUUGACGGGCUUUUCGAGAGUCCCGAAUUUGACUUCGACCUCCCUACCAGCCCUACGCCUAGACGCCGCAACCCUCGUGCGAACAUUCUUGGUGAAAAACGACUUUCCGGGCCGAGCAACUCGCCUACGUCGAGGGGACGGAAAGCAAUCACCUCUGACUCCCCGACCAGGGUCACAGCGCAGAGACUGCAGCGCAUUCAGAGCAGCCCGGGCCCUGCGACGCGCCAAAACAAGACGCCCAAGCAGUCGCGAACUCAGGCUGCCAACCUCCCUGCUUUGCCUGAAGAUUCUUUCGGCCCCGAUGCAUUCGAAGGGAUGGACAACAUGAUCGUCGAUAUCUUCUCCGACGCCCCCUCUGCUGCAAACACGGAGGCACUAUUCGCCCUUGAUCCCAAACUUGCCGACGGCAGCUGGCCUGACUGGCUUCCUUCGGAUUAUGUUUCCCCUGCCGGAUCCGAGGGCGAGGCGACUGGCCCCGACGACUCGAGAGAUCUCAUCAAUGCGCUGCUGUCCGAUCCAGACCUUCAAAAGAACCCUCAGUUCGAUAUCUUCAAUUACGUUGACUCGAACGUCCUUGAUUCCGGAUUCUUCAGUUCCGACGCCAUCAAUGCCGACAGCCUGACGCUGGGCGUGAAGAACAAGGCGGCUGAGAGCGAACCCAUCACGGACAAGGAGCAAAUCCCACCUACAAAUGAUGCUUAAUGAGUUUUUUAUUCUUUUUUUCCCUGUCUGUGAUGAGAGCGGACUUUCUUGUCCAUUUUUUUUGUCUUAUUUUAGCGAUGGCGUUCGGUGGAACUUGAGUGGCUGUAAG
Molecule: messenger RNA, 3739 nt
Organism: Aspergillus heteromorphus CBS 117.55
Lineage: Eukaryota; Fungi; Ascomycota; Eurotiomycetes; Eurotiales; Aspergillaceae
Product: putative GATA transcription factor (Ams2)
Exons: 4
Coding region: 100-3630 (1176 amino acids)
Biological process (GO): rDNA heterochromatin formation; regulation of transcription by RNA polymerase II; silent mating-type cassette heterochromatin formation
Molecular function (GO): sequence-specific DNA binding; zinc ion binding
Source: RefSeq, a predicted model, not a curated record